Pyricularia grisea is the source of this 1140-nucleotide messenger RNA. RefSeq lists its product as uncharacterized. Gene Ontology annotation, molecular function: heme binding; oxidoreductase activity, acting on paired donors, with incorporation or reduction of molecular oxygen; iron ion binding. The coding region runs from base 1 to 1140 and encodes 379 amino acids. NCBI's taxonomy places the organism in Eukaryota, Fungi, Ascomycota, Sordariomycetes, Magnaporthales, Pyriculariaceae. The transcript is spliced from 6 exons. The record is from RefSeq and is a predicted model, not a curated record.
AUGAUUACACUGGAAAUCCUCACAAUUAUAUUCGAGAGCUGCACGCACGUUUGGAGCAAUCCGUGGGUAAAGCCGGCCUACCACUACAAGGCGUUUCAAAGCUCCGCAGCCUACAGCAUCUUCACCGAGCUCGACCCGGGGACGCACGCCGCUCACCUGCGCCUGUUGGCCCCAGUCUUUGCACAGUCGCGCGUCACCGCGCCUGAUGCGCAACAUCUACUAUGGGAGAAAUCCAAUGCUAUGAUUCGCGGAAUACGAGACGGCAACGGCAACCGUCUUGCCGAGAAGGGGGCCCGCGGUGACGCCACGGUCAGCCUGGUCAGGGUUUUCCGGAGCUACGCGCUGGACAUUGUCACCACGUGGACCUUUGGCAGGUGCGCCGAGAGCUUGGAGAGGUUCGAAUCUGAUUUAUUCCAUGUUUUUGACGUCGCGGCCGAGAGUGUCAUUUAUUUUCAGCACUUUCCCUUUCUAAGGGCUCUCAUCCCAUACAUCGCCCCAUUGUUUCCAAAAUUGGUCCCUAACAAGCUCCUUGGCCAGUAUGCGGCGCAAGCGUUGCGAGAUACAAGAGAGGGAGUUGAGGCUGGAGAAAUUGACCCAAACCAGACCGUUUUCUCUAACCUUGCGUCGGCUGCAUGGCAAGAAAAGAGAGGAUACAAACCGUCAGAGGGGCAGAUUAUAUCCGAUGGAAUUGUUAUCCUAGCAGCUGGGGCCGAUACGACCGCUGCCGCCCUCUCUAUCGGCAUGCACCACCUCGCAAGACAGCCAAAUCUGUGGAGGGAGCUGCAGGAAGAGUUACACCCCAUGAUGGACAUGUUUGACCGUCGUCCUCAAAUAGAAAAGCUCGCCCAGCUUCCACUUCUGAACGCUGUCCUAAACGAGGGCUUACGCUUGUCUUGCCCAAUUCGUGGCCACAUGCCACGCGUGGUGCCCUCGACCGGGUGGACUUAUAGGGGGACAUAUUUCCCUCCUGGGUCUGUUGUCGCAACCUCGGCCUUUUAUGGAUGCUACAACGAGGACGUGUUUCCACAGCCAGACAAGUAUGACCCCAAACGCUGGCUCAACGUCGAGAACAGAGCAGAAAUGGAAGCCCAUAUGCAGCCUUUCUCUAGGGGUACAAGGCAGUGUAUAGGGCAAAAGUAA